ACGACCAACGAUGGCCAGUGAAUAUGCAGAAAGAGAAGAUCUUUUAAUUCAAAUACGUGAUAAAUUGCGAAAAGAUGGAAUCAAACUGUGGCUACCGCCUUAUUAUAAUGAAACUAAGGGCCCCUCGGAACUUGACCUCUUGAACCUGAGCAAAUCCAUAAGCGAAGCCCUAAAUUUCCCGGUGGAAAGGUGCAAAAAUAUCGUGCAAGAGCUCCAGAACAAUUCCCUCGAGAAUCUUAAACAGAAAAGCCGCUUCGAAGAGUCCGGACUGGCCACCUUAAAAGUAAAAGUGGUCUCACCGGGAAAACCCCCAAAGUUACUCGUCAAAGAAGUAAUGCUCACUUUAAGAGGUUUGGAUUUUAAAGAGUUAAUUUCUCAGGAUUGUUCUACACCAAUCGAUAGGAUAAAGCUAAUUUGCGCUGGUAGAGUGUUAAACCAUCAAGACACAUUGAAGACCCAAAACGUCAAAAACGGACAACAAAUAUUAGGAGUGAUUUUGGAAGAGACCCAGGCAGAAUCCGAACGAAACGAGAGCAAAAUUAAAGAAGUUCAAACGGUGAAAACGGAUUCGCAAUUGCUUGCCGAAGAUGAUCAAUAUAUAAUGUUGGAAGACCAGUUUGGAAAUGCCAUUAAAAUACCCGAGGCGGAGAGAAAAGCUCUUAUAGUCGCCAUGGCUUUGCACGAAAAGGGCAGGGCUGCAUUGAAGAGAGAAGAGUAUUCUACUGCCUUAAUUUUUUUUUUAGAAGCCGAUGAACAAUUUAGAACUUGUAGCUCAGCACUCCUAAAAUCGGUGGACAAUUAUGCCUUGCUCGACUUGGAUAUUGCUUGGUGUUACCUUUGCCUACAGAGUUUCACUCAUCUGCCAGAAGCCCAAGAGAGAUUGAGGAGAUGCGAGGAGAAGUUUCAUCAAACUUACGGGACUAAUUUGGAGCGACUCAUUGCUGUGAAAGGCACCUCAGGAAACGAAGCCUGUUUGAUGACAAGGCUUCAUCUACUGCAAGCCGUCGUGCUGUAUCACCAAAAUAAAAGGACAGAGUCGCACGCUUUGUUGAGAAACGUCGAGGCCGAAAUAAUGAGGCUCAAAGUGGACGAGAACAGUUUAACAACCCUCAUGGAGCUAGGAUAUUCGGCUGCCGAGGCGAGAUUGGGCCUGAGGGCGGUCGGCGGAGACGUCGAUAUGGCCGCCAAUUAUAUCGAUGAUAAUCGCCUCAAGCGUUUGGAGAGUCGCAAGAGGGCGCUGGCAGAGGAAAUACUCGAAAAAGAGCGGAAGAAGUUGGGCAAAUGCAUCGACGGCAAACAGUACGUCGACCCGAACUUCUUAAACAUCUUGGUCAAUAUGGGAUACAAUAAGGAAAGCGCUCGAUUGGCGUUGAAGAAUUGCAAUAACGUGAUAUCGGAUAGUGUGCAGUUCAUACAGGAAAAUCCCGCUCCCGGGCCGAGUCAUUCGAAGAGUUUCGAGUUGCUUUCUUUGGUCGAUGAUCUUAUUCCGCAGUUGGUCGAAGCCGGUUUUGACCCUCGAAUGGCCCGAAUAGCAUUAAUCAAACACAACGGGGAUAUCACCCGAUCUGCUGAGGAACUUUUGGCUAACGAUGGCGUCGUGGAGGGUGAUUUAUCACAAUAUGAUAUACGGCAAGAAAGCAUCGAGCAGAUAAAACGGCGCAAAAAAGAAGAAAAAGAAAAGAAAGAAGAGGCACUGGGACGUUUAAAAGAGGACAUGUCCUUAGUGGAGGACGACCACUUGGAUAUCAAUCUAAUUCAAGAAGAGAUCUUCCUUAGGCAGUACUUGUCCUUAUUGGAAAAGAAAUAAUCCUCGCCUCGAUAAGGCUACUCUCGUGUGAUAUUUUUGUAUUAGAUAAAAAAUUAGUUUGUGAGCACAGAACAAUGUUGUUUAUUAAAUAAUGUUAAACGUUAAAA
This is a messenger RNA of Anthonomus grandis grandis, 1914 nucleotides long. RefSeq names its product NEDD8 ultimate buster 1-like. Gene Ontology annotation, molecular function: protein binding. The transcript has 10 exons. The record is from RefSeq and is a predicted model, not a curated record. Gene Ontology annotation, biological process: regulation of ubiquitin-dependent protein catabolic process. The coding region runs from base 11 to 1807 and encodes 598 amino acids. NCBI's taxonomy places the organism in Eukaryota, Metazoa, Arthropoda, Insecta, Coleoptera, Curculionidae.